Molecule: messenger RNA, 3921 nt
Organism: Salvia miltiorrhiza (redroot sage)
Lineage: Eukaryota; Viridiplantae; Streptophyta; Magnoliopsida; Lamiales; Lamiaceae
Product: probable disease resistance protein At5g47250
Exons: 3
Coding region: 188-3487 (1099 amino acids)
Molecular function (GO): ADP binding; protein binding; ATP hydrolysis activity
Source: RefSeq, a predicted model, not a curated record
GUGGUGGGUGUGGACUGUGGACUGUGGAGAGCGACCUUCGCCCAUUGACUCAACUUUGCAUCUCAAAAAAUCCUAGUAAAACUUUUCAUCACUCCUGAAAAUGCUCUCUCUGUCGAAAUAAAUCAAAAAUAGGGCCUUUUGCGCGCGGAAUCUGAAAGACUUCCUUCUUAGUUCUGAGAAGUUAAGGAUGGUGUGGCAAAUUUUGCAAACGUUGUACCAGCCUGUUAAAGACGGGGUUUCAUACAUGAAGGGCAAGGCAAAAUAUGUUAAAAAAUUAGAAGACAAUUUAACAAAGAUCGUUGCAGAGUUGGCUAACUUUUAUUCUAGGAAGCGCCAAAUUGAUCAAACACUUGAAGAAAGUGUGUCUAAAGAAAGAAGUGAUCUAUACAAUGUUAGGAUCACGCAGUUUGAAGUCUUGGAGAAAAGAUCUUUCAAGUACAUCAAUAACUACCGACGACUCUGCCACAAUGAUCUCCCGAAUUUUGAGGCUCACGACGUCUCAAGUGCAACAGACGUGAUCAAGGCUCUGCAGGAGAGAAAGCCAAUCAUCUUGACGCGCAAGUUCUUCAAGCUUGCAAAGCUCAGUAGAAAGAUAAGUGAGCUGCUUGCUGACAUCUCAGAGGUCACUGAGAAAAUGAAGCAAGAGGAUGUGUUGCGCGACAAGAAGAUUGAGUCGGUUCAAGUGAAGCACGACGAUAUUGAUCUUCCUUCGUCCACUGGAUAUGUUGAAAGAAUCUUGAGGUAUCUCAGUGAAGACGGCAUCAGAUCAAUGGGUAUCUUGGGGGCCAUUGGAGUAGGAAAAACAACUAUCCUCAAAACGUUGAAUAAUCAACUCAAAAAUUCAUCAAUGAAGAUGAAGUUUGAGUAUGUCAUUUGGAUAGAUUGUGAUAAACAACGGGAUGCAAAAGACCUGAUUCAAGAUGAGAUCAUGGGGAGACUGAAGCUAGAGAAAGCAAAAAGUGCAGAGCAAAAUGCAGAAAUGAUUUCGAAGUUCCUUUGGGAUAAGAAAUACAUUCUGUUGAUCGAUCAAGUCUCAUCAACCAUCAAUUUAGACGAAGUGGGGAUUCUUAAAGGCCACAAACAUGGCAAAGUUGUGGUCGCAUCAAGUAACAGGAAAGUUAUCGCACCGAUGAUUGAUGAGCAUGUUGAAAUCCAGCCGCUGUCGGAGAAUGAGGCGUUCGGCCUCUUCAAACAAAUUUGUGGUACAAUCGAUGACACGCGCAUUGAAUUCUUUGCUAAGUGCAUAGUAAGGUCGUGUGGAGGGCUGCCAUUGGUGAUCAAGUUGGUAGCUUAUCAUUUAAAAGGGCAGAGAAAUGAAGAGGAGUGGAGUGAUGUGAAGAGCCUUUUGCAAUCCGAAACUAAAGCCAAAUUGCAGAAUUUGCAAGGCGUCGGACAUGCUUACAAGCUAGCAUAUGAUAAGUUAGACGACAGUUGCAAGAAGUGUCUGCUUUUUGUGGCCUUGUUCAAAAGUAACUACAAAAUAUACAAAGAUUAUCUUGUGGAAUGUUGGAAUGCUGAGCGCUUUCUCGAAGUCGAUCCACUACUUAGAAGUGCACGAGAUCGUGGAGCAACAACGUUGAGGGAGCUAACAGAUCGAUAUCUUGUGGAAAAUCACUCGGACAAGCAUGUUAAGAUGCCAGAAUUCUUCAGAAAAGUGGCUGCUCAGCAAGAAUGUGUAGGUGAAAACGAUGGCCCACGUGAGAGGAUGCAGUUGAUAGGUAGUAAGUCCAAUCUACCAAAUGAUCUAAAAUGUGACAACAUCUCAACAUUGUUGAUGCAACACAAUCGUGGCUUGGUGUCAUUUGAAGAUGAGUGCUUUCGCGAAAUGAAUAUGCUUCUCAUUUUGGACCUGCACAACACAAAGAUAGAAUCUCUUCCAAAUUCUAUCUCUUUCUUGGUUAAGCUAAGAUGUUUAUAUCUGAAUGGUUGUCCUCUACUUGAGGCGUUACCACCGGGAGUAAAAAUGUUGAAGGAGCUCGAACUCCUUGAUAUUCGGAGAACUUCAAUCCGUUCAUUGCCAGAUGGAAUGAGUGAAAUGGCUAAAUUGAGGUGUUUGCGAAUCUCAUUUAGCAAAACGGAGUGCAGACGCGAUGUGGCUUCUACAGAGGUGGCAAUGAGGAUUCCUCUUGAUAUGAUCAGUAGUCUUCAUCAGCUGGAAGAGCUGACCAUUGAGGCAGGCUGCUGUAGUCGAGGCUGGAAUGAUAUUGCUGAUCACAUAGUCAUCGAGCUUGCAAGUUUGGAAAAGCUGAGUACUCUUAAUUUUCACUUCCCAAAAGUGAGUAGUCUUGAAAAAUUCGCUGCUGAGAGCCGAUCACUGCUGAAUACAGAGACACACUGGGGUCCAAAUACUUUAAGGUCCUUCAAUAUUUCUGUUGGUUGUUGUGAGAUGAAACUUCCAUAUGGUUUAGAAAUCUCUCGAGUCUCACCAGAAAGACGGUUGAGAUUCUCCAAGAUUGAAGAAAUUUCCUCGGUGAAAGAAGUGCUAAGACAAGCCUCCUCAUUUGAAUUCGUUGGUCACUCUGCUGUAGAGAGCUUGAGUGAAUUCGACUUAAAAAAUGCUGGAACAUUGAAAGUUUGUGUGGUUGGACGUUGUGCAAAUAUGACGAAUCUUGUGGAUGGCCGUAAAAUCGAUGAGAUGCAGACGGAAAUCAUGGAAGAAACAGACUGUGCUGUACUUCAGUGUUUGGAGAAACUGCAUUUAUUUGAUCUUCAAAAACUGGACUCUAUUUGGAGAGGGCCUAUUUCCUCAGGAAGCCUUGCAAACUUGAAGGAUCUUACAUUGUUCGGUUGCACGGAAUUAACUACGGUUUUCAAUCAUGAACUAGUGAGAGCUCUUUCAAGCUUAGAAUAUAUAAAGGUUGAGAAUUGCUCCAAGGUUGUGGAGAUCAUCAAUGAAGAAAUCCGCAAUAUACCAGAGCAUGUUGAUCUAUCUUAUAUCAUAAACAAGGUGAAGACUGUCGAACUGGUAAACUUGCCAAUGCUGAGAAGCAUAUGCAAGACUGGCUCCAUGAACUGGAAGUCACUGAUGACAAUUGUCAUAGCAAGUUGCAACAUAUUGAGAGAUAUUCAUUUGAGUUUGAGAAACGCGGAGAAGUUGGAAACGGUUGGGUGUCAAGAGAGUUGGUGGAUUGCACUUCAGUUGCCAGAGGAAGAAAAACAACGUUUCCUUCCUCAUUGCAAGUUUCUUUUGGAACAAACAUCGGCCAAUGGAGUCUAUCACGAAGGAGAGUCGUCUUCACAUGGAAGAUCAACUGAUCUUGUGGCAUCAAAUGCCAGUGUUUCUAAUGGUGAAGUAGUGCCAAGAAAUGAGAAAAACAUAGAUUCGGUUAAUCAAGACCAUCAAGACUUGCCGGAAUCACCAUCAUCAUCAUCAUCAUCAUCACACGGCAUAGAGCCUGUUUCUCAUAAGCCAAAGAACACCAACACUCCACUAAACACAGACGCAUCGUCAUCCCUUCCGGUGGAUAGUUCGAUAUCCUCUCAUUAGUGACAUUUAUCUUGACAGAGAUUGUUGAUUGAUGGCAAGUAAAAGGCCCUUUCUGAUGCAGCAGAGAUGUUGUCAAUUUCAUUUAUCGGCUUCCCACAAUGAGCUUGAUGGAUUCCUAACUGCAACGACGCGGUUGGUUGCACAACAUCUCGUGUUAUGUUUCUAAGCACAGUAGAGGAUCCGCUCCCAUGUAGGCUCGGGCGUUUCCAGCACCUUUUUCCUUUAUUUUUAAUGGUUCUCUAUUUCCUCUCUGUGGUGACUCGAACCCCAAUCUAAUAAUUACAGGGGAAACGUCUUACCAAUUAAGUGGCGAUUCAUUGUCACCAUAACUGUCCAAGUCAUUUGCACUUUGUUUAGUGUUUUUCUCUGGGAUGCUUUUGGUUUUCCUGUUGUUUGGAGUUUCUAAUAGUAACACAAUUUUUUCUCUGUUCUAA